Molecule: messenger RNA, 2523 nt
Organism: Penicilliopsis zonata CBS 506.65
Lineage: Eukaryota; Fungi; Ascomycota; Eurotiomycetes; Eurotiales; Aspergillaceae
Exons: 1
Coding region: 1-2523 (840 amino acids)
Source: RefSeq, a predicted model, not a curated record
AUGGGGUUCACGUUCACAAAUGACCGUCUACGGAGGUCCAAGUCCACGCGCUCCUUCCGAGGGUCGCGCCACUCCUCCUCGACUCCCCAGGAGGCUUUCGAUCCAGAGCUCGCCAAAGUCCAGGCCACGGCCGCCGCUUCGUAUGCCAUGCGGCGCUCCGGUGAGCGCUCAUCGAUGGAUUCCAAUUCCAGGGGCUCGUACAAUCGUCUAGGAGGGCCGGGGAAUAUGGCAGUCCCUCGCAGGUCUCACCACAACUCCUCGGAUGCAUCGUCGACGGCAGACCAGAUCUCUCUGUCUGAUACCGUGUAUCCCUCUCGUCAUCCAUCGAGCCAAUAUCGAGGCAGUCAUGAAAGCUACUGCCAAUCUGACACCGCCACUCUUCCUCCGAUCAGUGAAUUUCAGGGUCUCGAUGGCCGUCUAGCCGAGGAGCCGUCCUCUUAUCGCCGACUUCGUAAGACCAAGUCCAUGUUCUCGACCAAGCGCUACUCAUCAGAGCCAGGGGAUGGGUCUUUCCCACCGGAUAGUAACGGCUAUAUCGGGUCUCGCAAAAAGUCCUAUGGAACCCUCCGACGGUCCAUGUCUUUUCUUCGUGGCGGUGUUAAUCAGCCUGAACAGAACAUACGCCAUGCAAAGAGUCACGAUCUCGCCAUCGAGAUGGCUCGGAAUCAGUUCCACCAUGACCACCAGGAUCCAUCACCGGUUGAACAUUCUAUGAUGACAGCCAAGCAGUCUCGGGAUCAAUACAGACCUUUUCGGAAGACAUUUCGCGUCACAAGCGCCCCGGCACUCGAUGCACCAACGGGAACUCCAUCCUCUCUUGAGCAACAGGUCAAUUCCAAAACCCUACAUGGUAAAGCUCGUUCCUUCUCCCUGUCAUUCAAGAACGGCAUCCGUCGUGUAUUUGGACUGUCUAGAACAAACCAUGGUUCUUCUUCUCCUUCCUCUUCUUCUUCUCCUUGGAGAAAUCGAGCUUCGACGGAGCACCAUCAAAGCCCGGGCCAAACCAACACUGUUAUUCUCGAUACCCCGGAACUGCACAGUGUUUCCAGCUCUGAAACCCUACGUACGUCAACCUCUCGGGUGACCAGUUGGGCAGACUCGACGGCGGCGAACACUGUUGUCUCAUCCCGAAGGCCAGCAGACCGGAACUCUCUGUCGAUCAUCGAAGAACAUGGGAACCUGAACGCUUCACCUCUCAAUAUACGCCCCGAACUCUUCCGACAGAACGGCUCUGUUGAUUCCCAGAGAGUCUACUCCGCUCUUAUGAAGCGAAUUAAUCAGGCGGCCCUUGAAAAUGAGGACGGGGAAAUCUCGUUUGGUACAGUAAAAGAACACAGACCCAUCCCGGAGCGGGCGUCUUCCAUCUACUCCCAUCGCAGCAAGAGGACAGUCCGACGUGUUCCAAGCUCAGAAUCCGUCGCAUCCAUAAGGUCGUUUGCAACCGCCAGCUUGCACGCUCCUGGUAUGCUGGGAUCAUCGUACAACCCAUCGUUUUCGAAGGCGCCAAAACAACAGCAAUCUCAGCAGCAACGUGAAUUUGUCGGCAUGGCUAUGGGAUCCACCGCUACGCUGGAUUCUGCAAGUGUAUAUUCCAGAACCACGGGUGGUCAUUCUCCAGUUGAUAACAGCAACAGCAACAACGGCGAAACUGGUUCGGAUCAGGAGGCGAGUGAGGAACUCGGAAUGGCAACCAUCUUUGAAAGCCAGAGACAGCCCUACAGCUCCCCUAGACGGAGGGCAGCUGACACGGCGUAUUCGGCCAAGCCCGUCCAGCCAAGUGGUAACUGGCAGCAGUGGGUCAGCUCGCAGAUGGCGAGAAUUGAACAGGUGACGCCCGUGCGGGCUCAUUAUAGGGAAGAUUCGCAGGUCAAUGGUGACACAGAGAAAAUUGUUCCGUCUCUCUCUUUUUCAGCUGUUGAAGGCACCAUCACCGAACAUCAGGAGCCUACCGCCUCACCUAGGUCCCCAGGGAGCACCACCACACCGCCACCAAAGGUUGCAGCUGCUGCUGGUGCAGAUAAUUUUUCCCGGCCGCUGACCCGGUCUUCGAGUGUUCGCACCAUUGUUCCAUCCAUGGCUCUGAGGAGGAGCCCGAGUGCUCUUUCAGUGAUGGGUUACCCCAGCAGCAGUCUGGCACUACCUUCGCCGAUGCAAGUGCGUUCCAGCAACGUGGUGCGUAUUCCUGAAUCCCCGACUCCCAAGCGCGAAGGGACCUUGUUGGACAUGCGGAAACAGAUGGGCGAGCGGGAUCGACGAUCCUCAUUGCGGUAUCCCACUGGUCCACAGGAUGUCAAAGCUGUUCCGUUUCGGUCGAUCCGGGGGAACAGGGGCGGCCGACAGCCAAUGAAUGAGAACAUGAAAGUUCAGGAUGAAUACGGGGACGACCCGAUGCAAGACUAUACUAAGCUAGAAGAACUUCCCUCGACGAUCUCGAGCAAGCGGAUGGUGGAGAUAUUUCUAAGCAGCCGUCGACGUCAGAUGGGUGGGAGAAUGUCAGAAGAGAGCCAGGAAGCGUUUGUCUAG